Clonostachys solani is the source of this 1032-nucleotide messenger RNA. The record is from the annotation of a GenBank genome assembly. Lineage: Eukaryota; Fungi; Ascomycota; Sordariomycetes; Hypocreales; Bionectriaceae.
AUGUCUUCAAACAUGUCUGAGCAAUUGGCGGGCGGCCAUUCGGCGCCGUCUUCGUCUUCCGGGUACGAGACGCAAUCCACAUUCGAUUUCAUGGAGCUUCCUGUCGAGCUUCAGGCCGAGAUCUUCCAGCAGAUGCCCAGUUUGAAAACCGCAGUCGCACUCCGCCUCUGCUGCCGCCAGCUCAACGAGGUCUACCUGAAGAACGAACACAAAAUCACAGCCGCCCUGUGCGAGUCGCUCGUCGCUCCCUUCCGGGAAUUCUACAGCUUCCUCCAACGCCUCAAGUUCCCCGCCGGCUCGGUGAAAUUUCCGCCGCCUCUUGGCUGGCCGGACAUGACGCCUGCGGCCUGUGCCGACGACUUCGGAAAGACCCCAUUCGCCAUCGAUGUACUGAGGCAUCUCCCUUACAUCAACAACAACCCCGACUUUCCUAACAACAACGAGAAGCAGCUCAACAGCACCAACCUCGACUUCAGAUGCAACGCUGUGGAUUACACAAACUUGCGCCCAGAGAAGCUCCCAGGGAGACAGAACGAGGAAUUGCAUACGAUAGAGUGCCAAGAGAACCUGGAUCCGGGGGACGAGAAUCGCAUCUCCGGCCUCAAGCAUGUUGUUAUAGUGGCCAGCGGCUACCAUCUCUGUAGCGUUGUUCUCCUCUUGGACACCUUCUCCGGCAGGAUCUUUGAGGAGCUCGUUGACUGCGGUCACGGCGCCAGGCUCCCAGUCGGCGAAUACUUUGCCUCGAGGAUGGAGAAGAUCAGGGAGCUGCGUCUGAUGUUCAUCAAUGGGUUUAACCCUUGGCACGUGGGCUGGGACGAUGCUACUACUACUGACUUCGAGGUCGAGUAUGAUCCAGGCCCGAAGGAUAGCGAAGGGGAGCCGGCGUGGGAUCAGGAUACCUGCCGCACAAUGGAACGGAUUGGUUGGGUAAGGCAUUUGUAUCGCAAGUUCGGCUGGCCAGGAAGUGAUUGGAAGAAGGAGGAGUGCAUGCAGGCUAUUGACGACUUUACUUCCCGAUUUCCAAUGCGGUGA